CAACUAGCUGCUUACCAAGCUAUGCUAUCAAACAGGUUGCUUAUUCUGGUUACCCAUCGUAGUGUUGGCACAGAUAAAUGUUGCACUAUUGCAAUGGGGAGUUUGACAACACAUUGAAGCUCAAGUAGACAUGCAAAGAUGUGAUUGCAGCUAGAAAAAAAAAACUGAAGAUGGAUAAGGAGAGCAAACUGAUUUCUACUGUCCCGGCUUUUGACCAUAAACAUCAGAGGGCACAGAAAAGAGAAGCCACUGAUGCUCACACAGCUUUUAAUACUCCUCUGGUGUUACCAAAUCCUUAUCUGUCAGAUCAGACUUUGAGAAGGAACCAGUCAGAUGUGAGUCUGAAACCAGCAAGAAAAGGAGGAGAUGCUUCAAGGAGUCAUGGCUUCAGCUGUCUUGUGAGAGAGACCAGUGAUGAUUUCCUACACAGGUCCAUACAAGAUCCUCAAACAAAGCCAUCAAAAAGCAACAAUGACUCUAAGGGUAGAAUCAUGGGGAAGACAUCAAUGGAUGCACAUAAAAAAGGAUUUAGAGGUGCUAGGUCUGCCCCAAACUCUGCAAGGAAGUCAACACCAGUGCAGACAAACUCGGAUGAGUUUGAAGUGAAGAUGGCUGAUUUUCCUGAGUUAGCUGGUGUUUCACUGAACAAAGCGGCUCGUCCUGCACGUCAAAAAGAGGAUCCAAAUCCUCGAGCUGCAAGUCCCCAAACACCUAAUCUGGGGUCUUCCUGGAGGGUUGGCAGGAGAGGAUCCCCAACACGACUUGACCCCCCGCAAAAUGCCACUAAUGCAAAGCCAGACACUUUUGUUUUCCCAGCAGCCCUGCCCGCAGUGACAUCUUGGGCCAAUAUUGCCUCUCAGCCUCCAAAAAAACCUGUUCCCGCAGACGAGACAAUCAGCCACGAUGCCAUGCGGAUAGAGGACAUGGCUGCACCGAAGGAAGAGGGAGGCCCUGGAAGGAAAAAAAGGAAGAAAAAGAAGAAGGCUAAAAGUGGCGUUGAAAGUGCAGAAACAGAACAUCCACCUAUACCCCAAGUGCCUCCAAAAUUUGAGGAUGAAAAGGAGUUCCCUGGCUUGGCUGUUGUUUUCACUGGGACUGAUAGGUUAAUAACCAGCAGCAAUACAAAGCUAUGCAGUAAGAUUUUUAAGGAAAACCAAAGAGAAGGAGGACAGCAACAGUCUGCAGACCUGAACAAGGAAAAACCACCUGUAGGAAAAACUCAGCCCACAGAAGCUGCUAAAAAAGGACAGAAAGCUGAGAAAGUGUCUGGGAAGAAGAGCAAGGUUCCUGUCCAGCUGGACAUCGGAAACAUGUUGGCUGCUCUGGAAAAGAAGCAACAAUCUCAGAAAGCCAAGCAGGAUGCCAAGCCGGUCAUUCUUUCAGUUGGGGGCGGACUACCUGUUGUCCAGAAGCAACCACCAGCUCAGAAGAAGCUGCACUGGCAGCCGGAUAAAAUUGCACACAAUCCCUUAGAUUCAACAAGCCCUUUGGUAAAGAAAGGCAAGCAAAGAGAGGUUCCCAAAGCCAAGAAACCUACUCCUCUCAAAAAGGUAAUUUUAAAAGAAAGAGAGGAGAGGAAACAGCGACGUUUACAAGAGGAGAGAGGAUUGCUGCCAGAAGACGAGUCCAAACUCUCUACUGAUGCUACAGAGGAGCAGUAUGACACAAAUGCCACAGAUGAAGUUGGCAGUUCUACAGAGGGAAUAGAUGAUCAGCUGGAGGUAAAUGAUAAACAUCCAGUCAUUGGAGAGGGUGACGAAGUGACUGACAAAGAUGAGACCAUACAGCAACACAUCACCCAUCCAGCCAAUGCACCCAAAAUCCACAGCAGGAAAUUCAGAGACUACUGCAGCCAGAUGCUGAGAAAAGACGUGGAUGAGUGUGUGACAACUCUGCUAAAGGAGCUGGUUCGUUUCCAGGACCGUCUGUACCAGAAAGACCCCAUGAAGGCCCGCAUGAAGAGGCGGAUCGUGAUGGGCCUUCGGGAGGUCCUGAAACACCUUAAACUCAGGAAGGUCAAAUGUGUCAUCAUCUCACCGAACUGUGAACGGAUCCAGUCCAAAGGUGGUCUGGAUGAAGCUCUCAACACAAUCAUCAACACGUGUCGCGAACAGGGAGUGCCGUUUGUGUUUGCACUUUCCAGGAAAGCGUUGGGACGAUGUGUCAACAAGGCUGUGCCUGUCAGCCUGGUGGGCAUCUUCAACUAUGACGGUGCACAGGACCACUAUCACAAGAUGAUCGAGUUGUCGUCUGAGGCCAGGAGAGCCUACGAGGUGAUGGUGUCAAGCCUGCAAAGUGAUGACCAGAUGGGUACAGAGCUGGAAGAAAACACAAAGGAACUGCAGAUACACAACCUGACUAAGGAACCUAAGGCUGGUCGCGACACCCCAGAGGAACCAGAGUAUAUGAAAAUCUGGAAGACCGUGUUGGAAAAAGAAUGCAACCACGCGCUUCUGAACUUUGAGGAGCAGCUAAACUCCAUGCACUUGGACAGUGAAUGUACAGAAAACACUGAAGAGGAAACAAGUUGAUAGUAGAAAAGCCUUUUGUGCCUAAAACAAAAACAACCACACAGAAUUAAAUUUAUCUAAUAUUUGCAGUAAAGUUUGAAUUCUCUUUUUAAGAUGAACCAGUGCGGAACCAGUCACUUGAAGAAAUCCCACAAUAUGAAUGGUCAGCCAUGUUUUCUGUGAUGUGGAAGGGAUGCUGCAGCAAACACACAUUAUUAACCUGUUAUAGACAAAUGAUCUACAAUGACUUCAGUUUGCAUUUUGAGCCACUAUAUUGAUUUUUUUUUUUUAAUAUAUUAAUUAUUUUUAGGUUAAAAUAUUUUUCUGCCAUUUGUGCCAUUUUUGUAACAGUGAGCAAAUAAUAGGCCUUUAGGACCUGGGCUGUGAAAGGAGGGCUGCUAUGGAACAACAUGCAGAAGAAUAUUAAGGUAUGAUUUAGAAAGGAUGUAGUCAUAAGUUAUUUUCUUUAGAUGUGACAUUCUUGCAUAAGAAAUUCAGAAAGAAUCAUGGGAAUAUCAGCACUCAAAGUUCCCACGCUUACUCAUCCCACUAACGUUACACCUUCACACUAAAAUCCUUCAUUUGUUCACAAAAGCUAAGAAAAGUCUGUUUUUAAAUCUGUAUUUGUGUCCUUAAUUCCAUAGUAAUGUUUCACAGUAAUGCUGCAUAUUCUGUUCUUAUAUAUUUUUAAUAGUAUUUUAUUUUUGAUGUUGGUAUACAAGAAACCAACAUAGUGAAAACAUUUUUUACUUCACGAAACAAUACACUUAUAAAGUUAGAGUUUAGUUCCAAGUUCAUGGCUUUUCAUCUCUACAGCAAACACGUUGUUUGUGUAACUUUAGGUUUGUCUUUAUAGACUUUUAUUAAUAAAUAUUUUAAUUUUUUUAACUAAGUUCAAAGAUUUUCUACAUGUUCAUACUUAGUUGGUUAUAAUGUACUGAUGGUUAUGCAAAGCCAAAGGUCGUCGGAUUUCAGAAAACUUCCAAAGCUCAAAAUUCACCACCGCAGCUGGAAACAUUAAGGACAAACUAGGUUUAAUUUGGAUUUAUGCACUUGUUUCUUUGAAUAAGAUUUUUUUUUACUGGAAGAACCUUUAAAUAAUAGGUAACUUUAUCAUCAGUAAUAAAAAAGUGUAACUUUGUUUAGUUAUAAAACUGGACAAAUUAUAGUUAACUAAUGUGCUGGAUGACAAUCAGGUUAGAAUAAGCAGUGAAUUAUAAAAUCUGUAAGUUAGACCACACUUUUACUUCAUAAAUUAUGAAAAAAAUCAAGUUGUUAAUUUGUGGAAGGUGUGAUUUGUUUAAAAAAAAUCCAAACCUAACAGAAAAAGGAUGAAAGUCAGUUCUCUUGUCUUUUAGAUGGUAAUUAAGCAUCAGGGUCAUACAGGAUGGUUGUAAUGGUAUCUAUUGGAGGAUUAAUGCAUGCAUGAUCUACAUGGUGUUUUCAUGGGACACAGCAUGACAUGCUGCAGGAAGCUACAGAAUUAGUUCCAUUCAACUCCUGACAGGCACAUUUAAUGACUACAAAAUGGAAACAUUGAUAAUAUGCAACUUCUGUGAAUAACGUGUGUUGUGGAAACCACAUGUUGCAGUCAUAAGUUUUAUAGGAAUGUUUGAUGUCUGUGGUACUAAGAGACUGUGAACCAAUUUCAAAGUGUGUUAAAUAUGUAACUGACACUGAGCACAUUGAAAGAAGUGUAGAUGGUCUGUAUUUCUUAGAUAUAUUUUUGAUUCAGAUCUUUUACAGAUUUCUGUUUAUGCAACGCAAAUGACCAAAAACGGCAUAUCAGUAAACAGUACCGAUUUUUUCUUUUUUUGUUUGUUUUCACUAAAUGGAUGGGAAACUAAAAUUGGGGGUUUUGAGCUGAUUUAAUUUAAAAAAUUAAUAAAAUUGUAUGUUUUAAGUUUAGUGGACCACGUUUCAUAGAGGGAGGGGGCUAAAUGAUCAGUGAUUAAUGGAUCUGCUGAAAUGCACAGAAAAAGUUUAUAUGGUAUUUUUGUCAUUUUUCAUGUUUGUGGGACAGAAUGAGUUUUUGGUCCGAAUAAAGAAUAUUUGAAAAACA
Messenger RNA from Melanotaenia boesemani (Boeseman's rainbowfish), 4572 nucleotides. RefSeq names its product selenocysteine insertion sequence-binding protein 2-like. Gene Ontology annotation, molecular function: selenocysteine insertion sequence binding; ribonucleoprotein complex binding; mRNA 3'-UTR binding. The coding region runs from base 171 to 2531 and encodes 786 amino acids. The record is from RefSeq and is a predicted model, not a curated record. The transcript is spliced from 18 exons. NCBI's taxonomy places the organism in Eukaryota, Metazoa, Chordata, Actinopteri, Atheriniformes, Melanotaeniidae. Gene Ontology annotation, biological process: selenocysteine incorporation. Gene Ontology annotation, cellular component: ribonucleoprotein complex.